UCGCGAUCAGUUUACUAGUCCCCGCUUUCCGGUGUAGGAUCGCAUGUAGCUAUAUACGUUCAACUCUCCCAUAUCCCGUCUCUAGUCCCUUCCGUUCCGUUCUACUGCAGUAUCCGUGCUGCUAUCCCCAAAAGCUGCCAAGUGUUAACAGUGAAAACCCGGGACGGGAGCAUAUCAAUUGUGUGGUGCAUAGUUUUACAGUUGCUCCAUAAAUACCACCAAAGAGGCACAGUUCAAUUCGAAUAUGCUGCAUUGAUUCGAGGGUGAAACUGGUUUGAUUUGAUUUAAUUGGAGGAAGUGGUUGAAAAUGAAGAUACAGCUAGCGGUACUCGUCGUGGUGUCACUCUUUGUGGGACAGUGCCACGUAGCUCCGGCAUUUGGUGACGCAUUCCAGCUGGGCACGGAACAAUCGUACAAUUACCUGAACGAAGUUCGGGUGGGCGACGCCAAAAACGCAACUCACACCGUCGGGUACCUCGUCAAGGCCAAAGUCCACGUGGCCACCGUUUGGGGCGAUGACGAGCACAAACUGCUGCGGCUCAAGAUCUCGAGUCCCAGUCUAUACACUACACCAGGUGAGGUGAAACAAAGGACAACACUGGCCAGCAUCGAUUCGACCCCAUUCUACGUCUACUGGAACCUUGGAUCUGUAAAGAAGAUCUACUUUGAAAAGCAAGAAGAUGCCUCGUUGGAAAACUUCAAGAAAGGAGUUGCCACCUUAUUCCAGUAUCAGCUUCUCGAUGGACAGUACGUCGAGGAAGAUCCAUCCGGAACGUGCGAGGUGCAGUACACAUCGCAUUCGUCAACCCGCUAUCACAAAGUGAAGAAUAACUGCAAGUUUGCGGGUGAUCGCCACGAACGGACCGAAUAUCCAAUGCGUAGUUUGAUCAAGACAGCUCGCAGUGUUGAUUUCACCGUCAGUACGGAAGGAACACUGGUGAAGGUGGACGCUCUGGAUUACGUAAAAUAUCUUGUCAAUGCAUACGAUGCCCUUGGAGCGUUUCUUGAGUCUACGACUAAGCUGGAACUAGAAAAAGGAUCCAGUAAAGUGAGUGUCGUUGAGGCCAAGACAGUCGAUGAGGUUGUCAAGUCCUUGGCGGUGACAGAACAGGGCUUAUUAUCGGCAGAAUUUCAAUCUAAAUGUGAUGGAGAUGGCUGUGAUAAUCUGGUCAAGUUGGUUAAAAACCUCAAAAAGAGUCUCACGAAUGUACGCAUCGGAAAGCAGGAUGCGUCUGCUGCGCUAGUCGCUCUGGUGAAACAAGGUCGCCAGACAUCAACGGAAGAUUUCCACCGUAUUCUCAAGGCAAAGACUAUGGAUGAGCAACAGGGGCAACUGCUCGAUCUGCUGGGUGCCAUUCAAACCGUUCAAUCGCAUAAAGCUGCCAAGACCUUGCUGAAGUACGAAUCGGAUGAAGAAUUGUUGCUUGCUGAACGGUAUCUGCAAGCGCUUGCUGUGGGCAGUCGACCCAAGAAGGCCAUUAUCGAAGAUCUGCUAGAGAUGGCCGAGAAGAAGCCAAACAAUAAUAAGUUCUAUGACACUUUGCUGCAAACACUUGGAUCGUUAGCACACCGCUAUGCCAAACUUCCUGGAAAUUCGUACGACACUGAGCUGGUCGAAAAGGUCAAGAACUUUUUGCUCUCGCAGCUAGACUGGUGCAAGAAAGACAGAUGUAAGGAGAAGUUCAUCCGGGGGUUGCACAAUCUAAAGUCACCGAAAACACUGGAUAUUCUAAUCAAGCUUGCCAAGGAAGGUAGCGCCAAGAUCAGCGUAGCAGCUAUGAAAGCCUUGCGUUCAUUUUCCGUAUUCCUGUGGAACGAUGAAUUCAGAGCAGUCUUCGAGGACAUCUUCAUGCAAGUAUCCAAGAAAUACGACUCAAGUGCCCGAGCGUUGGCUCUCGAUAUCCUUCUGGACCUGAAGCCGGACUUUGAAGAAUUGAUGCAUCUAGUGCAGGUUUUGAAGUCCAACGACAAAGCAUACGAAGUGAAGCAAUAUCUUCUUCAGAAGGUACGAAUGCUGGCUGAUCGCUGUCCGGACUUUGCUGCCUUGCUGGAGAAAGUAAUACGACGUGAUCCCCAAUUGAAUAACUACCACAUUCUUGGUGCUAGAGGACUAUCGGUGGCUUUAAUGAGAACUUAUUCCAAAGUCCCUUCGUUCAACGCAUCUCUGGAGUCUCUUCAGGAGAUGAAUGGAGGUGUCCUGAAGCGAGGUAUCGUGGAUCUAGCCUUGGAAGUCGGCGAGGAGAAGUUCAGCAUGUUCACCCUUGGAUUGUUCGCCGGAGGACUUUCUUCGUUUGUUAGUAGUGGUGACGAGGAGGUUGAGGAUGACACUGAUUCGACCGCUGGCAUGGAACUGUCAGUACAGGGAUCCGUUCUACGACCCCUUGUUUUCUUCGACGGCAAAGGUGAGCUCAUGGGACAUGUCUGGAGUGGAACGGCUUCCGAAUCGACUCCGGCCUAUCAGGCAACCACGUUGCUUCAGGACAAUGAAGAACGGUUCCCUCUGCAGAACGGUGCUAUCGUCAAACUUAGUACCCUUGGUGCCAUCUCAAUCGAUUUGAACGGGCAGGUGACGAUGAGCAUUUGGGGACGAAAUGCACAAUCCAAGGUGGAGCAGAACACCGGUAUAACCGUAACCGGAAGCCUUUCACUGGAUACCUCGUUCGUUUCACUAAACGUCCACUUCAACGUUGGUCAGGAACCGCAGCUGCAUCUGUCAUCGGAUUUGGACUUUUCCACGGAUAAUACGCUCUGUAUGCAGCUGAGACAGACGGACAGCGUUUUCAGUCGGAAUGUGGUGGAGUCGGUUGCCGUUCCUGGAACCAAAUACCGGAAGGUGCACACCAGCAAGAUGACGUACAAACUACCUGGUCAUACGCAUGCACUGAACCAGAAGAAUAACGACAUGUGCAAUCUGAUUGCGAAAAGCUGAUCCCGGUUCGGAACGAAGGCGAAGACGAAUAAGAUGAAAAGCGAUUGGUCCAUACGACAGACCAAGGCAACCAUUUUGCUCCCAAAAAUUACCGUUUAGGAUGAAUUUGAAGUGCAGUUAAUUGAUUUACUGAAUUUGAUUUACCAAUCGAAGAGAGUGACUGAUCGGGUGCGAUUGUUGUACAGUAGAGUGGGAGUGUUAAAAGUAAGUUGAAGAUAAAAAUAAAAACAAAGAUUUCCUACUGAGAAA
This is a messenger RNA of Ochlerotatus camptorhynchus, 3178 nucleotides long. RefSeq names its product microsomal triacylglycerol transfer protein (gene Mtp). Gene Ontology annotation, cellular component: basolateral plasma membrane; Golgi apparatus; endoplasmic reticulum. The record is from RefSeq and is a predicted model, not a curated record. Bases 308 to 2929 code for a protein of 873 amino acids. NCBI's taxonomy places the organism in Eukaryota, Metazoa, Arthropoda, Insecta, Diptera, Culicidae. Gene Ontology annotation, biological process: lipoprotein metabolic process; lipid transport. Gene Ontology annotation, molecular function: lipid binding. The transcript is spliced from 6 exons.